Rubroshorea leprosula is the source of this 1635-nucleotide messenger RNA. The record is from the annotation of a GenBank genome assembly. Lineage: Eukaryota; Viridiplantae; Streptophyta; Magnoliopsida; Malvales; Dipterocarpaceae.
CGAACGCAAAGUUGCAACACGCGUUACUACACCAGCUCACGAGCGCCAAUGGCAUUUUUGUAAUAGUCUCUAGCAUCCAUCACGAUAAAUUCGACCACGGCGAACGCAAAGUUGCAACACGCGUUACUACACCAGCUCACGCGCGCCACUUCGUCUUAACCAAAUCCUAACGCGGUUCUUCUGAUUUCUACUUAGAUUGAAGUUUGAUCUAAAUUUCUACUUUGAAGAACUUGAAGAUUUGGAUUUCCUUUACUGUCUAAGGCUCUGAGCAUUCUGUUGGGCAAGUACGCAUUAAUAGCAAAAUUGGAGUAUUCUAACCAUCGGAGAAGCUGCAGAUAUUGCUUGCUGCGCUUUCAAUUACUCCAACCUACAACGUAUCUGGGAGAUUGUGGAUGAUGUGCAGGCGAGAUGCAAAGGUGGGCAAGUGAAGAGGCUAAAAAACUGAAACAUUAUUUUGGAGUGGUUUUGUUAAAGUUAGAAACCACGUUGGCUUAAUUUAAAAACUGAUCAAAGCAGGCUUUUAUUUUUAUUCUCCGCCUUGCGGGGAGGUAGAUGAACCCAGCUCUUGUUUUGUCUCAUAAUUACACUUCGCUUUUAUUCUUUUUCUUUUUUCCUUUUUAAUUCCAGGUCUGAUGUGUUUUUCUCCAGGAUACCCUUUCAUUACGCGUUUUUGAAGAGUGUAGUGGUAGUGGUAGGUUUUUUUUUUUCUUUUUUUUUUCUGAACUUUCGACUUUCUUGUCCAUUAGGCGAUGCUAGCUUGCAAAUAUGGUGGAAGUGAAGGGCAAAAGUAUGGGAUGAAGACUCAAACUUGCACAAAUUUUGGACUCAAAUGCUUAAUUAAAGUCUUAAAUUAUAUGAAAAUUUAAAAUUAAAUUUUAAUUAAAUAAAAAAUAUAAAUAUAAAAAUAAUUAAAAUUUUAUAUAAAUAUAAUAAAUAAAAUAUAAGUGAAUUUUUUUAUUUUUAAGCUGUUCAUCUUUUUGAGUGGUAGUGCUAAGUAGUGGUAGUGCUUCUCUUUUUUCUUUUUUUUUUAAGAUUUUAAGCUUUUUAUUUUUAAUAACUACUAGAGGGAGCCGUAGUGAUGGGGCAGUAGGUAAGGUUAGGCCGUGGUAGUCGCAGUGCGGUGGAUGUUAGUGUGGCAGGUAAGGUUAGGCAAGAGUAAUAAUUUUUUUUUUGAACGGCAAAUCUAUAUGGCUACUCCAAAUCCAUAAACAGCCCUAAAUGACGGGGCAUGUCGACACAAAAAUCUUUAAAAAUCUUAUACAUCAAUACAAAAGCAAUCUACUGUAUGUCACCCCAAGUGCUAAAAGCCCGACCCCUGCACUAUAAUUCUUCACAUUCCCUUCUUACCUCCUUGAAUUGACUUCAAACACAACAUAGGAUUUUGCAUCCAAUCCAAACUGAAAAACAUACACCCCGCCAGCCUUCCUCUAAUCCAAGAAAAUUGUUCGAAUCUGGAUGGGUCAAAAAGCUUUUCAACAACUGAUUCCACAUGUCUGAAAGUUUCUUCAUUCCUUGCUAACCAUACUGUCCAUCUGAGGCCAAACCAUAGAGCCUCCCAGCCCCGUCUAACCCCUUUUUUUUUUUUUUUUUGAGAUGAAAACAUGCUGGCCAAAAGCCUCUCUACAAUCAUUAUGA